AUGGCCACCACAGACCCCUCCCUCCCCCCCGGCGCGCCCGUCGACCCCUCCCAAGCCCAAGGCGCCCAAAUCCCCCUCCUCGACUUCAACCUCCCCGCCUUCCCCCCCGAAGCCGCCGGCCUCAAAGCCCUCACGCUAACCAGCGACAUCAAACUCGACGACUACCAGUCGCUCCUCUCGCAGCCCUUCACCAUUCCCCCGCUGCCCUCCAGCAUCGAAAGCCUGACCCUCGAGCUCUUCAGUCUCGGGUACCCGGCUGGCUUCCUCGCGCAGCUGGCUGCUCGCCUCCCGCAGUUGAAAAGCGUGGUGGUUUAUAGCCAGCUUUUCUCGGGCAUUUCGGACGAGAGUCAGGCGGAUGCUGUUGAUUUCUUCAAAGGACUAAGGGAGUUGAGGGCGCUGCAUUUGCUUGAUGUCUUUGCUAAGGCGAAUUUCUUUCGUGCGGCGGGGCCAUGGUUGCGUUACAACACUUCUGAUGUGGAGGGGGAGGCGAGGCGGGGUUUGAUGUUUUUGGAAGUCAAUUACACUUAUCGCCAUGAGGAUGCGGACUUCUUGCAUCGGGUGCAGGCUACGGAGUUGCCGGAUCUCAUUGGGCCGGGACUGAUCAGCUGCUCGUUCAACAUUUCUCUUCCGGAUGCUGCGGACAAUGAGGACGAGCAGGAUCCGACUACGAUUCAGGGCGGUGGGGGCAAGGAGGGCAUCAUGGCUUUCAACAAGAGUAUUGCUCCCGACCCUGUAUCUGCCUUGACGAAGGAGGAGAUUUCGCCGCAGGGAUUACGAGCGUUGAAUCUGACCAUGUACACGCUCACGCUGGAGAAUCUGGAGGAAGUGAUGGAGAAGCAGAAGCAUUUGAUGGUGCUGAACGUCACGCUGGAAGUCUCACCUGGAGAGGAGUUCAAGAAGAAACUAAUCAAAGUGCUGGAGAAGUGCGAGAAUCUCGAGCAGGUGGAAGUCGUCGCCUUCCCUACGCUGGAAUUCUACAUGAACGUCCAAAAUCCCCGACACGGUGUGAUGGAAAAGACCUUCCCCACCACCGAUGAUUUGGAAGCGCUGUCCAGCAGGCUGCCGAAGUUGGCCGGGUUCAAAGCAAAUAUUCUGAAGACGACCAGUAUGGCGCUUGUUGAGCUCGAAAAGAAAGACGGAAAGUGGACGGGCGGUGUGUCGAAUGCGGGGAAUGUGAGGGCGCAUGAGUCGGCCGGCGUGAUUGCGACAUCCUCGGGUUGA
Molecule: messenger RNA, 1221 nt
Organism: Neohortaea acidophila
Lineage: Eukaryota; Fungi; Ascomycota; Dothideomycetes; Mycosphaerellales; Teratosphaeriaceae
Exons: 2
Coding region: 1-1221 (406 amino acids)
Source: RefSeq, a predicted model, not a curated record